Molecule: messenger RNA, 318 nt
Organism: Beauveria bassiana ARSEF 2860
Lineage: Eukaryota; Fungi; Ascomycota; Sordariomycetes; Hypocreales; Cordycipitaceae
Exons: 2
Coding region: 1-318 (105 amino acids)
Source: RefSeq, a predicted model, not a curated record
AUGUCUAAUCGUAUCUCAAGACCUUCUGCUGAAUCCGAAUUAGAAGCUGCCGAAGAAGAGCUUAAAAAGGCGAGCGCCAAAGUGCGUCGCUUACGAAAACAAAAGAAAUUAUGGUUCGAGAAAAUGAUGCGCGCGAUCGCGCGUGGUAUCGACAAUGUCAAAGAGUUAGAGCGUGUAGAACGGGAGGAAGCGGAACAGCUUCAGAAGACCACAGGGGUCCUUCCUACUCCUUCCGAGGAUCUAGAUCCUGCUCUUGUUCGUUCUUUAGAUGCUGAGUUCGGUAUCGAGUCGUUGGACGGUACUCAUGCGAUUGAUUAG